AUGGAGAAAAUAUUGCGCUCUCUAACCCCUAAUUUUGAGCACAUAGUAGUUACAAUAGAAGAAACAAAAGAUUUGGAGGAAAUGACCAUCGAUCACUUAUUGGGUUCGCUACAAGCAUAUGAGGAGAAACAAAAGAAGAAACAAGAAAUUGUGGAGCAACUUUUGAAGUUGCAAGUAAGCCCAAAGGAGAACGAAGAAAGCUCGAGCAAUGGUGGUGGCCCACAAGGAAGAGGUCGUGGACAAAGACAAGAUCGAGGCCGUGGUCGUGGUCGAGGAUAUGCUCGUGGACGUGGACGUGGACGUGGACAAGGAUAUUUUUUCAACAAUGAAGAAAGAAAGGAGUUCCCAAAUAUGGGACGAGGAAGGAGCAAUCCACAGUCGAGGUACGAUAAAUCUUCUAUAGAGUGUUAUAAUUGUCAUAGAUAUGGACACUAUGCUUCCGAGUGCAGAGACACAAAAUCAAAAGUUGAAGAGAAGGCCAAUUAUGUGGAGAAUACGAAUGAAGAAAAUGGAUGUGUUCUUCUAGCUUAUAAAGGAGAUGCUGGAAGAAAAGAUGAUAUGUGGUACCUCGACACGGGAGCGAGCAAUCAUAUGUGCGGGAACAGGAGCAUGUUCGUGGAGCUUGAUGAAUCAGUAAGUGGCAACGUCUCCUUUGGUGAUGAAUCUAAAAUUCCAGUUAAAGGAAAAGGCAAGAUUCUAAUUCGUUUAAAAAAUGGAGCUCAUGAUUUUAUUUCAAACGUAUAUUACGUGCCCAAUAUGAGAAACAAUAUAUUGAGUCUUGGACAACUCUUAGAGAAAGGUUAUAACAUUCACAUGAAAGAUUAUAGCCUUUCAAUAAGAGAUGGCAAAAAUGAUUUAAUUGCCAAAGUGCCAAUUGCCUUCAAGCAUGUUAUAAAGAUAAGUCUUGGCUAUGGCAUCUUCGAUUUGGGCACCUAA
Molecule: messenger RNA, 936 nt
Organism: Salvia hispanica
Lineage: Eukaryota; Viridiplantae; Streptophyta; Magnoliopsida; Lamiales; Lamiaceae
Source: RefSeq, a predicted model, not a curated record